Molecule: messenger RNA, 2010 nt
Organism: Pediculus humanus corporis (human body louse)
Lineage: Eukaryota; Metazoa; Arthropoda; Insecta; Psocodea; Pediculidae
Product: DEAD box ATP-dependent RNA helicase, putative
Exons: 8
Coding region: 1-2010 (669 amino acids)
Molecular function (GO): ATP binding; RNA helicase activity; nucleic acid binding
Source: RefSeq, a predicted model, not a curated record
AUGUGCGAGCGUGCAUCGGCGUCGCCUAAAUUUGAUUUAAUUAAAACAAUUAACGAUGGAGACGAAGUUUCUAAUUUUUCUGAGGAAUCAAACGAAGAAGAAGAAUUUCAGCCAAAUAAAGAAAAAUCAACGGGUAAUAAAGAAUUCAGCGCUGGUUUUAAUUUCGAUUCAACCGGAGACUGCAAUCAAGAUUCUUGGAGUUACAUAACGAAAUUUGUCAAGAGAACGCCGAAGAGAAAAACCGAAGAUAAAAUCGAAUUGAUUAAAAAUAAGAAAAAAUUAUCAGCAGAAAAUGGUGAAAAUGGUAUCAAGGUUGAGAAUAGCACAGAUGAAGAAGGUGACGAUUAUUUAUCUGAUUCAGAUUUACAACAUGAUAACAUAAAAAUAAAAGAAUUGAAAAAAUCGAAGAAGAAAAAAACUGAAUUGGAGUUUUCCGAAGAAAUAUCAGAAAAUCAUGACAUAACAUCAUUUUAUCAAAUGAAUUUAUCAAGACCUUUAAUGAAAGCAAUAGCUGCCAUGAAUUUUUCUCAUCCGACUCCCAUACAAUGUGCAGCUAUACCAGUAGCAUUGUUAGGAAGAGAUAUUUGCGGAUGUGCUGCCACAGGUACAGGAAAAACAGCUGCUUACAUGCUUCCGAUUUUGGAAAGAUUGUUAUACAAACCGCAGGGAAGUUUAUCGAUAACGAGGGUAUUGGUAUUAGUACCGACUAGAGAAUUAGGAGUACAAGUUAUACAAGUAGCAAAACAAUUAUCUAAAUUUACCACCAUUGAAAUCGGUUUGGCAGUCGGUGGUCUCGAUGUUAAAGUUCAAGAAGCAUUUUUAAGAAAACAACCAGAUAUAGUCAUAGCAACACCUGGAAGAUUAAUAGAUCAUUUGAAAAAUUCAUUAGGUUUUAGUCUUGAUAGUAUUGAAAUUUUAGUUUUGGACGAAGCUGACAGAAUGUUGGAUGAAUAUUUUGCCGAACAAAUGAAAGAAAUUGUUAGACAAUGUUCGAGAACAAGACAAACAAUGUUAUUUUCUGCGACUAUGACAACAGCUGUCGAAGAUUUGGCAAGCGUUUCCCUUAGUAAUCCGGUUAAGAUAUUUGUCGACAGUAAUCAAAGCGUUACAAAUAAUUUGAGGCAGGAAUUUAUAAGGAUAAGAAAAGGACGAGAGGGUGAUAAAGAAGCAGUUUUAGCUGCUUUGGUUCGUAGAACAUUUCGAGCAAAUUGCAUUAUAUUUGUCGCAACAAAAAGUCAAGCGCAUAAACUUCGAAUACUUUUAGGAUUUUUAAACAUGAAGGCUGGAGAAUUACACGGGAAUUUAAGGCAACCGGAACGACUUGACACGCUUAAAAGGUUUAAAAAUGGAGAAUUAGAUAUACUCGUGGCGACGGAUGUUGCAGCCAGAGGUUUGGACAUAUCCGGUGUUAAAACCGUCAUCAAUUACGAUUUGCCCAUGACUUUUGAACAUUACAUUCACAGAGUUGGUAGAACUGCAAGAGCCGGACGUAGCGGAAUAUCCGUUUCUCUUGCUUGCGAAUCCGAGAGGAAAUUAGUCAAGGAAAUUGUUAAAAAAGCAGAAAGACCCGUCAAAUCGAGAAUAAUACCACCGCAAAUAUUAUUGAAAUAUAAGAAAAAAGUCGAAGAACUCGGAGAAGACGUGGAUAAAGUUUUGAAAGAAGAAUUGGAAGAGAGAUUGUUGCAAAAAGCGGAAAUGCAAAUGAAUGCGAUGGAAAAAAAAUUAAAAUCGAAUGAUAACAACAACGACUACGAUAAGACGAGAGAAUGGUUUCAAACGAAGAAACAAAGAAGCGAUGAAAAAAGAAAAUUGAAAAAAAAACGUGAAACGGAAGUCGAAAAGAACAACAAAGUUAAAAAACAAAUUGGAAAGGGUAAAAGGAAAAAGAAGGAAAAAAUUUUACCGCCCCGUAAACCCCCCAAAAAAGGAUUCAAAACCUCAGGGGGGAAUAAAAGAAAUGAAAGGGAUUCGACGAAGAAGAAAAAAGGGAAAAGGAGCGUUUUCGAUUAA